AUGGGACGUUACAGACAGUACAGACUCAGCUGUGAGGGAAGCGGUGGUGUGACUGGCAAUGGGGGCUUUGGGUUGGAGAGAGCGGGAAUGAAUUUGGGGUCAGAGAGGGGGAAAGGAAGCGAGAGAGCGGCGACGUCGACUUAUGGAGGCUUGGGAGGCGUCGAAGUUUGGAGGGCCGGGCGGAGGUAUGGAGGCUGCAAAAGGACGGACGAAUAA
This is a messenger RNA of Prunus armeniaca (apricot), 216 nucleotides long. Lineage: Eukaryota; Viridiplantae; Streptophyta; Magnoliopsida; Rosales; Rosaceae. The record is from the annotation of a GenBank genome assembly.